Peromyscus leucopus (white-footed mouse) is the source of this 2320-nucleotide messenger RNA. It is a transcript of the gene Mcam, whose product is annotated as melanoma cell adhesion molecule. The transcript has 16 exons. The record is from RefSeq and is a predicted model, not a curated record. NCBI's taxonomy places the organism in Eukaryota, Metazoa, Chordata, Mammalia, Rodentia, Cricetidae. Gene Ontology annotation, biological process: angiogenesis. The coding region runs from base 39 to 2015 and encodes 658 amino acids. Gene Ontology annotation, cellular component: plasma membrane.
GAGCUCCUCACUUGGCUCUCUCCCUCCGUCGGGGAAGCAUGGGGCUGCCCAGGCUGGUCUGCGCCUUCUUGCUCGCCGCCUGCUGCUGCUGUCGCCGCGCUAUGGGUGUGCCAGGAGAGGAAAAACAGCCUGCACCCACACCAGAACCAGUGGAGGUGGAAGUGGGCGGCACAGCCCUUCUCAAGUGUGGCCCCUCGCAUUCCUCUGGCAACUUCAGCCAUGUGGACUGGUUUUUGAUUCACAAGGAGAGGCAGAUACCCAUUUUCCGUGUGCGCCAGGGCCAGGGCCAGAGUGAACCCGGGGAAUAUGAGCACCGCCUUAGCCUCCAGGACUCAGGGGCUACUCUGGCCCUGAGUCAAGUCACUCCCCACGAUGAGCGGAUGUUCCUGUGUAAGAGCAAGCGGCCACGGCUCCCGGAUCACUACACUGAGCUUCAAGUCUUCAAAGCUCCAGAAGAGCCGACCAUCCAGGCCAAUGUCGUGGGCAUCCACGUGGACAGGCAAGAGCUUAGGGAGGUUGCUACCUGUGUGGGGAGGAAUGGGUACCCCAUUCCUCAAGUCAUCUGGUACAAGAAUGGUCGGCCCCUGCAAGAGGAGGAGAACCGUGUUCAGAUCCAGUCAUCCCAGAUUGUGGAGUCCAGUGGCUUGUACACCCUGCAGAGUGUUCUGAACGCACAGCUAGUCAAGGAAGACAAAGAUGCCCGGUUUUACUGCGAACUCAGCUACCGGCUCCCCAGUGGGAACCGCAUGAAGGAGUCUAAGGAGGUCACUGUCCCGGUCUUCUACCCUGCAGAAAAAGUGUGGGUGGAGGUAGAGCCCAUGGGACUGCUGAAGGAAGGAGAUCAUGUGAAAAUCCGAUGUCUGACUGACGGCAACCCUCAACCCCACUUCACUAUCAACAAGCAGAACUCCAGCACUGGGGAGAUGGAGGAGGAGGCCACUGAUGAAAAUGGUAUCCUCUUCCUGGAGCCCGCCCAGAAGCAACACAGUGGGCUCUACCAGUGUCAGAGCCUGGACCUGGAAACUAUGGUCCCCCUAUCAAGUGACCCCCAGGAGCUGCUAGUGAACUAUGUGUCUGAUGUCCGAGUGAAUCCAGCCGCCCCUGAAGCCCAGGAAGGCGACAGCCUCACACUGACCUGCGAGGCAGAGAGUAACCAGGACCUUGAGUUCGAGUGGCUGAGAGACAAGACAGGCCAGCGACUGGGAAAGGGACCUGUUCUCCAGCUAAACAACUUGAAACGGGAAGCAGGGGGCCGUUACCUCUGCAUGGCAUCCGUUCCUAAUGUUCCUGGCUUGAACCGUACACAGCUGGUCAGCGUGGGCAUUUUUGGGCCCCCGUGGAUGGCAUUAAAGGAGAGGAAGGUGUGGGCACACGAGAACGCAGCCCUGAACCUAUCUUGUGAGGCUUCAGGACAUCCUCAGCCCACCAUCUCCUGGAAUGUCAAUGGCUCGGCAGCUGAAUGGAACCCAGAUCCACAGACAGUAGUGAGCACCCUGAAUGUCCUUGUGACCCCAGAGCUGCUGGAGACAGGUGCAAAAUGUACAGCCUCCAACUCCCUGGGCUCAAAUUCCACCAUCAUCAUCCUCAAGCUGGUCACUUUAACCACCCUCACACCUGACUUCAGCCAAACCACUGGCCUCAGCACCUCCACAGUUAGUCCUCACACAAGAGCCAACAGCACCUCCACAGAGAAAAAGCUGCCGCCGCCAGAGAGCAAAGGUGUGGUCAUUGUGGCUGUGAUCGUGUGUAUCUUGGUCCUUGCUGUACUGGGCGCUACCCUCUAUUUCUUCUACAAGAAGGGCAAACUGCCGUGUGGACGCUCAGGAAAACAAGAGAUGUUGCCAACCUCUCACCUCCCUCCUCCCAGCACGCUGCCCCCGACUCGUAAGAGUGAAUUUGUAGUUGAAGUUAAGUCAGAUAAGCUCCCAGAAGAGAUGGCUCUCCUACAGGGCGGCAGCGGUGACAAGAGGGCUCCAGGAGACCAGGGAGAGAAAUACAUCGAUCUGAGGCAUUAGCUGACUCACCAAAGUUUCCUGCUCCCUGCUCAGUCUUCACCCCAAGCUAAAGCCUCCAGAGGGACAGCAGGGAAGACCCCUACUCAGGUCCCCUACAGACCAGGUCCAGAGAGCCAAGAGUUGGGACAAGAGCCAUUUGGAGGAUCUCAUUUGACCAGGAGGCCUGGUUUUGGAGACCCAAGUCCUCCUUUGUGUCCACUGAGUGAUGCUUAUCCCAAGUGACUGGGGGCCUCAGUCUCCCAGGAGUGGGGAGGGUUGUUUUAUUUUUUUUUCAUUUUUCGAGACAGGGUUUCUCUGUGUAGCUU